CUUUUAAUUAUCUGCAUGAAAAUUAGAACGAGUCCUGUUUUAAAGUAGACAAAAACAGUUAAACAUAACCGGAAAACGAGAACAAGCGGAACAAAAACAAAACAAUAUGUAAAAUUGCUACCUAACAGUACAUCCGGGUUGUGUUUUGUAUCUUACAUUUAGUAGGUAUUCGGGUAUGUGAUGAUACUGUAGAUUAGUAAGCCUUGUUUUCGCCUUAUAUAUUUUUCUGGACUCGUGCAAGAAUAAACUGAACUAGUUUAGAAGAUGUAAUUUUGAAAGAAGCUGUUUAACUUCUCAGCGGCUUGAAUCAACCUGCGCUAGCUAUGCGCCGUUAUGUUGCGCAGACUGGACUGGGCUUUGCGCUGUAUAAGUAAAGCUGCCAUGUCGACGCUGUGAUGGCGGGAGCGCAGAGGACGCGCGGCCUGAAGCUACAAACAUGACGCGACCCUCUCGCAGCAAGCUGACUCCGUGGAUCGAGCAGCUGAUCGUGAACUAUGGCAGCCAGGAGGCGGGCGGCGGCUGCGGGCGACUGAAGGCGCACGUCAUCGGCGUGGGGCAGCUGUCUCAGUCCCAGGCGGCGCAACAGGCCUGUGGCGGCCCGUCAGGGCUGCUCUUCCUGUCGGACGGUGCGCUCCAGAUCCCAGCUGUUCUCACGGCAGCGGCCUGGGAGAACCUGCAGGAGCAGGAGGACCGCGAGUGUUUCACCAGCCUGGUCAACAGCACAGUGUGCAUCCAGGACUACCGCCUGCAGUUCCUCAUGGCCCCAGAACAGACCAGGUGCAGGUUCAUCUUGUCAGUCGGAGAGCUGGCUACAACCGCAGCCGGUCCAGUCAAAAACAGCACCCCUUGCUGCACAACGCUGCCCUCGGUCAGGCUGAAGGUCAUCAAGACUUGGAAGGCCCUGCAGGGCGUGGAGGAGUCCCAGAGGAGCCAGUGUGUUGGGGCUGAUCUGUCAGAACUGCUGGGAGAGUGGCAGCAUGACUGUCUGCAGGAGGUUUUGCGGGAUGUAAGAGACCGGCUGACGGUAGCCAGCAGCUGCUCCCGUAGCCCGCAACCAUCCACCUCAGCGUUUACACCAGCGCCGCCCCACCCACAUGUAGCCACUGCCACGAGCUGGGAUGUCGACAGGGUCAGGAACAAGGGGGCCAGCAGCUUCAGUGUCCCGAUCAAGUGUCUUUUAAUCCCAGAGGAAGAUGCUUCAGGGCUGCAAACGUCGGUGGGAGGCAGGUCUGGGGACAGAAAGGGACCAGAGCUGUGUGAGCCUUCAGGCGCCACACAGGCGCACGUUGACGCUGCAGAGACCGCGUUGAACUCACCUCCUCAUCUAGACGACUGCACGCCACACAAGCCUGUGCUUGCAGGAUGGACUGAUGGUGACCUCAGGCCUUUAGCCGAUCCCUGGGACAUUUUCCCCCCACCACAUGUCACUUCCUCAUCCUCUGACUCUUGCCCAGAAGUGUCACCUCCCCACUCUCUGCACAAGCAGGAUGCAGCUACACCCAAGCUUGUUCACGCCGGGAUCUUAACCAGCACACAGCUUCCUGUCCAGCCGUCAGAGCCCAGCUUCAUCCCUCCGUACCAGAAACCACUGGACUUAACUGGUCCCUGUAGUACUUUGGCUUCAUCGCCAUCCACAAAGGACCACAGUGCGUGUGCAGAACAAACUCUGAAAGAGGAAAGCAAGAUGCUUGGUGAGGACAUGGCAGAGUGUUUUGAGGAAACGCAUGGAAAGGCCAAGAGAAAGAGAAGCGAUCCUACUUCAAGAGCACCUGGCCCCUUAGGGGAGGAGGAGGCCCAGUUCAGUGGGAGCCCGCCAUCGUGGCUCUUUGAGACUCAGGCAGGUCGUGGGGCAGGAGAGGUCAGUGCUGAUGGAUGGGGUCCAAGCGCAGGGUCCAGGAAAAUCCCCACAGUCCACAGCGACGGAAAGGCCUUCUCUUACUCAUACCAAGUGUCUGGACAGAACCUACAGGAUUUCAGUCGCUUCAGAGUGGAUGAAUCACUGGUGCAGUGGGCUGUCAAGAUCCUUGUUGUUCCAAAACAAGAUGCGCUUCACGCAUCUGGGAACUCUAGAACCGACACAGUCUGCCAGGAACAACCUCACUGAACUGUGGGCUCCAUAGUGAAGCAGGGUUCCUGCGGUUCCAGUUCUUUCAGUUAAGCAUAUCUUGGACUGAGUGUUGGUCCCUGUUACCAGGCUGAAUUAAACACAUUGUAUGUAUUUUGUGCACUAAAAAGGAGAAUAGUGUGAAUCUUCUGUGUUUUAAACUCCUCCAUCGCUGUGUCUGCAGGCGUUUCCUUGUUGAGUUGUAUUCAUUUCACAUCCAACUGAAACCAUUAUCUUUCUGUCUAGCUGUAAAUAAAAAUGUUGACCAGA
Messenger RNA from Betta splendens (Siamese fighting fish), 2374 nucleotides. RefSeq names its product ACD shelterin complex subunit and telomerase recruitment factor (gene acd). Gene Ontology annotation, biological process: telomere maintenance via telomerase; telomere capping. NCBI's taxonomy places the organism in Eukaryota, Metazoa, Chordata, Actinopteri, Anabantiformes, Osphronemidae. Gene Ontology annotation, molecular function: telomeric repeat DNA binding. Gene Ontology annotation, cellular component: telomerase holoenzyme complex; shelterin complex; chromosome, telomeric region. The transcript has 2 exons. The record is from RefSeq and is a predicted model, not a curated record. The coding region runs from base 437 to 2104 and encodes 555 amino acids.